GUUGAGUGAACACGCGACGCGCAUUGCUCUGGGCUGAAUUUUUAUUGAAAGUGCGCUAAGUUUCGUUUCGUGGCAGAUCGUCAACGCGCAGCCUGACACUGACGUCACGUGGCACGACAAGUGCAAAUGACUGCAGCAAUUAGAGGGUAAAGAGUGUGUGUGUGCGCUUGUGUCUCUCUGUGUGUCUAUGUGUGUGUGUGUCUAACUGUGUGCAAAGUGAAACAAAAGCGAAUUGCAAAAAAAGCCAACAGCGAAUUAUAAAAACAAACAAAACAUGCAUCGAUGCUGCUGCAGUUGGACACUGACGCUGGCGCUGCUCAUGGCGGCAGCAAUGCUGUUAGUGCUGGUUAGAUCGGAGGACUGCGGCCAGGAGGAGUUCACAAAGUGCGCCGAGCCACUUGAAAUGCUGCAUUUAACGUCGGAAUUUUCGAUUGGCGCUGCCAAGAAGGACGAAUUGGAUAAACUUUGUCAUGAGUUGCGCAAGGGCGUGCGUUGCAUUCAAAGCUACACCAGACGCUGCAUGGAUCUGCAGCAGCGCAAUCAGUUCAACAAGCUAUAUCAUGGCACCAAUCAGUUUAUACGCGAUCUAUGCAACAAGGGCGAGUUCCAGGAGGAAUAUCUGAAGCAUGCGCCCUGCUCGGAAAUGGCUAAAAAGGAUUUUGAAGUAUGCGCCAAUCGCUAUAAGGAGACUAUGGUGUUCUUAAAGCCGCACAAGAAUCAAGAGAACCAAGAGAAUGGCACACUCAAUGAGAAUAUUAAAACAAUUUGCUGUUCCAUUAAUGAGCUAGUGGAUUGCUCUGAAAAUGCAGCGCGCAAAAUUUGCGGCGUUGAGGCGGCCAAGUUUACACGCGAGCUGGUGGAUAAAUAUGCCAAUAGUUUGACCAAGAUCUAUUGUGAAGACUUGUCGCGACAUCCAUCAAUUUGUCGCGAUGGUGCAGGCGAUGGCGCCAGCGUUUUGCAGCUCAAUAGUUUGGGUCUAGUUGCAACUGCAGCGCUGCUACUGCUGGCCAGAUAGAUGCUGCAAACAACAGUUAAGUUCGUUUCAACACACACACACACACACACCCACACAGCAACACAACAAAACAAUAGUUAAGGUUUCUAGCAAAAAUGGAAAACACACAAUUCUCAAGCAAUGAUUUGUUUUUAGGAAUUGUUAUUUGUUGCAUAUAUUAUGCUAACUUGGUCUAGUGUUGCCAAGUCCACUGGAAAAGCGUGAAGUAUAGUCUUACUCAUAGAGCCUAAAGUUUAAGCGUGUCAUAUAUAAAGCGUAAUUUAGUCAAUUUAAGUACUAUAUAAUAUAUAUACUUACUAUAUAUGUUAAUCGCAUAUAAUUAGUUUUAGGCGUAUGUUGAAUGUUUAUGUUACCUGUAGCAUAGCAAAUGUUGUUGGCACUUUAAGAAGAAACACAAACACACAAAAAUAAAUUAAUUCAUAUUUAUAACGAAAAUAUUUAUAGCUUGCAAAGUGC
Messenger RNA from Drosophila busckii, 1471 nucleotides. RefSeq lists its product as uncharacterized. The record is from RefSeq and is a predicted model, not a curated record. The coding region runs from base 275 to 1015 and encodes 246 amino acids. NCBI's taxonomy places the organism in Eukaryota, Metazoa, Arthropoda, Insecta, Diptera, Drosophilidae. The transcript has 7 exons.